CCUCUGACAUCUGCGGACAUUAUGGGAACCUACGGCGGAGACGAAGUCGCAGCUCUUGUGCUGUCAGUUGGCCACACAUGGACACAGGCUGGAUAUGCAGGAGAGGAUACACCAAAGUCUAUUUUCCCAACCUCGGUUGGCUGGGUCGAUUUACCACCUGAGGCUGAUAAGGGUGAUGAUGCUGACAACUCGGAAGAUACAACUAUGCAGGAUGUUUCAUCACAACAUGUAGGAGACGGAGAAAAUGGCGGCUCCAACAGUAAUAAUAUCCAUAAUAAGGAUGCUGAUGGUGGAGAUGUAGCCCCACAACCUGUAGGUGUAGGUGCUGCAUCGACAAAAAAGAAAAAAACUCUACGUGGUAAAUACUAUGUUGGCGAUGGAGAGAUCAGUUGCUGGAGGCCUAAUAUGGAAAUCAAGUCACCCAUCAAGGACGGACUCGUUGAGGACUGGGACGCAUUAGAGCAGAUCUGGGACCAUGCAUUCUUGAAAAGGCUUCGUUGUGACCCUACAGAGCAUCCAUUGAUCAUAACGGAGUCAGCAUGGAACACGCGUGAGAUCCGUGAAAAGUUUACAGAGUUAGCCUUUGAAAAGUACAACUUUCCAGCGUUUUUUGUUGCAAAGGAUGCUGUCAUGACUGCGUUCGCUGCUGGACGUCCACAUGCGCUUGUUGUAGACUCUGGUGGAGAUAUGACGAGCGUUGUGCCAGUGUAUGAUGGAUAUGUCCUUCGUAAGGGAAUUAUGCGUCAGGCUUUGGGAGGCGAUGUUCUUUCAGAGCAGGUCCUGAUGCAGUUUGCUGCUAAUAAUGUGGACGUUGUUCCUCAGUAUCUUGUUGCCAAAAAGACACCAGUGGAACCAGGGCAAAAACCCAUUGCUACCUUGAGAGAUCGCCCCGCAACUGCCAGUUUCCACAAAAUGAUGCAGUACCGUGUUGCUCACGACUUUAAGGAGUCCGUUUGCCAAGCGUCUGAGAUGACUUAUAAUGAACAAAACAUCAAUGGAAGGCCCCAAAAGCCAUAUGAACUUCCUGACGGAUAUAAUCUCAACUUUGGAGCCGACAGAUUCAAGAUUCCAGAGAUUAUGUUCAACCCCAAGGAUUUCUUGAAGAACCCAACACCUGAGCAGGAGAACUUUAUUGGUCUACCCAAGCUCAUCUAUAACAGUGCACAGUCAUGCGACAUUGAUUUCAGGCCUACGCUUUUUGGCAAUGUGGUUCUCACUGGCGGCAAUACCCUCUUCCCUGGAUUUGCGGAUCGUCUGCAUUGGGAGCUCAAUAGCAUACCUCAUUCGUACAAAGUCAAGUUGCAUGCACCCGGAAAUACUGUGGAACGCAAAUGCGGAAGCUGGCUUGGUGGUUCUAUUAUGGCUUCCUUGGGUACGUUCCACCAGCUUUGGAUUUCUCGCAAGGAAUAUGACGAGACUGGAGCAAGUAUUGUCAACAAGAAAUGUGUGUAGAAAAUGAGAUGUUACUAUUCAAGCUGAGUUUGCAAUAAUUAGGAGUAAUAAACAAAAUCGUUACAAGACGGUUCUUUUUUCUUUUU
Lobosporangium transversale is the source of this 1538-nucleotide messenger RNA. RefSeq names its product actin family. Bases 22 to 1452 code for a protein of 476 amino acids. Gene Ontology annotation, molecular function: chromatin binding. Gene Ontology annotation, biological process: regulation of transcription by RNA polymerase II. NCBI's taxonomy places the organism in Eukaryota, Fungi, Mortierellomycota, Mortierellomycetes, Mortierellales, Mortierellaceae. Gene Ontology annotation, cellular component: NuA4 histone acetyltransferase complex; SWI/SNF complex. The transcript has 6 exons. The record is from RefSeq and is a predicted model, not a curated record.